GACAAAAUGGUUCCUUAAUUCAACAAAAGGCCCACCAAAUAAAGGUCCUACAAGAACAGCCAGCAAUAACGGAUAUGCCCCUUAUCCGAACAUUACAGCAGGACCUACAUACCCUGUUGGAGAAGGAAGAUGUCCACUGGAGGCAACGAGCAAAAGCAGAUUGGGUGAAGCUUGGGGACCGCAACACCAAAUUUUUUCAUGCUAGUGCGAACCAACGAUGCCGGAACGAUUUUAUUCAUAAAAUUACUGAUGAGGAGGGGCAGACUUUGGAAGAGCCGGAAGCAAUAGCUUUGGAAAGGCAAAUUACUCUAGCUAUGAACAAGGAGUUAUUGAAGGAAUUCACAAUGGAUGAAGUAAGUCAGGCUUUGAACCAGAUGGCCCCCUAGAAAGCUCCAGGACCAGAUGGUUUCUCGACUUGUUUUUUUCAAAAACAUUGAGCAACUGUUGGUGAACA
Corylus avellana is the source of this 454-nucleotide messenger RNA. The record is from RefSeq and is a predicted model, not a curated record. NCBI's taxonomy places the organism in Eukaryota, Viridiplantae, Streptophyta, Magnoliopsida, Fagales, Betulaceae.